Messenger RNA from Saccostrea echinata, 3290 nucleotides. RefSeq lists its product as uncharacterized. Bases 42 to 3290 code for a protein of 1082 amino acids. The transcript is spliced from 20 exons. The record is from RefSeq and is a predicted model, not a curated record. Lineage: Eukaryota; Metazoa; Mollusca; Bivalvia; Ostreida; Ostreidae.
GGACAUGCAGUUAAAAACCAAAUCUGUUCUUUAAAUGCAAUAUGAAGUGUGCUUCAAGAAUGUUUUUUAAACUACAAUUUUUCUUACAAAUGUUAUUGAUUACUUACAUUCAAGGUGAAAAUAUUCAUCUGAACAAAAUUUCUACUUUAUACAUACCGUUUUCCUAUACUGACGAGGGGGUUCCUACUUUUUCUUUGGCGGAAGGAUCGGCAGAACAACUGGCUUAUGAUUUUCAGGAUCAGAUUGUGUAUAUUGUUGGGGCAUCCAAAGUAAAUGUUAUCGAUAUAUCCAAAGUGGAAAAUCCACAGAUCCUUUAUCAUAAAGUUCUGGGUGAUUUUGAUCCAACUGAUGUAGAAUUCUGCGGAGAUCAUGUGUUUGUCGCUUUGGAUAAUAAUAAGGACAGAGAAGCUGGGAGAGUAGUCGUCUUCAAGAAAUAUAACAAGAAGUAUAACACAAUGGAGGCUGUUUUAAAUAUCACAGUUGGACCUUUGCCAGACAUGCUGCUUCCAACCUCAAACUGCAGAACUGUUUUAAUCGCUCUUGAGGCGGAGGCAUUUCCUAAAAAUGGUAAAUUGGUUGACCCUGAGGGUGGAGUUGGACUUCUGAAGUUUCAAGGUGUAAACAUCACUUCCUCAACUUAUUCCUACAAAAGACUAAAUUUUCACAAUUUUAAUGAUAGAUGGAAUGACCUGUCAAAAUCUGGUGUACGAUUUGUUUACAAAGAACAAAACAACACGUUUUCUCAAGAUUUAGAACCUGAGUAUAUCACUUUCAGUAAAGAUGAGACGAAAGCUUACGUUUGCCUUCAGGAAAAUAAUGCCAUAGCUGUGGUGGAUUUGGAGACUGAAAACAUUACAGCAGUUCACGGACUUGGUUUCAAAAACUGGAGUAAUUCUAAACUCGAUGCUAAUGACAAAGAUAAUGAAAUUGUCAUUAGAUCACUUCCGGUGUAUGGGAUGUACCAACCUGACGCUAUCCAUUUGGUGAAAAUGAAAGAUGUUGAAUACAUCAUUACAGCCAACGAAGGAGACAGCAAAGAUUAUUCUGGAUAUCCACUGAAUAUGACUGGUUUUAGUGAAGAAAUAAGAGCCAAGGACAUCACUUUAGCAAAUAAUUCCGAAGUCACAAGGUGGGCAUAUCAGAACAAUGUAGAGAAUAUCUUGGAUGAUACAAUUUUAGGUAGGCUGCAGGUUACAACAGAAAAUGGGCGAUUAGCGGACGGAACUUUUGAUAAACUGUACACAUUUGGUGGAAGAGGAUUAACUGUUUGGAGGGCUGAUUCAAUGACUAAAGUUUAUGAUAGCGGAAGUGAUGUAGAAGAUACUCACGCAGAAUCAAGACCCGAUCUCUUCAAUGCAGAUGCUAAAACUGACGCCAUUAUUAAGUCCACAACGGACUCUAGAUCAGAUAACAAAGGUCCUGAGAGUGAGAGCCUUGCAGUUGCCCACGAUGGUAAUAAAGUGAUAGUCUUCCUUGGAAACGAGAGACCAGGUUCUAUCAGUAUAUAUUCAUUUAUUGGAAGUAUGACCUCACCAAGUUUUGAAAGUGUUUUCUCAGAUAUACCUUCUUCGGAGGAAUCAUGGACACAUGCUUUUGACCGGAAGGCCAUAAGUUGUAUAGAUCCAGAGGAUCUAAAAUACAUUCCACCACAUCAAAGUCCAAGCGGUAGACCUCUAUUAUUAGUGGCCGGUUCUGCCAGUGGCACUUUUUCUAUAUUAGAAGUCAAAGGGAUCAAUAUUGAAAAUAUCAGAAAUGAGGGAUCUCUAAACUACUCACGAGCGUCCAAACUCAAUGUUAUAGACAUAUCCGAUGUUCACAAGCCAAUAAUUCUCUUCCAUGAGAUUUUAGGCGAUUUUGAUCCCACUGACGUGGAAUUCUGUGGAGAUCAUGUGUUUGUCGCAUUGGAUAAUAAUCAAAAUAGAGAGGCUGGGAGAGUGAUCGUCUUCAAGAAGUAUGAUAAAAAAUAUGAUACAAUGGAGGCUGUUCUAAAUAUUACAGUUGGUCCCCUACCAGACAUGCUUCUGCCUUCCUCACACUGUAGCACUGUUCUGAUUGCCCUGGAGGCGGAAGCUUUUGCCAGAGACGGCAAAUUAGUGGACCCAGAAGGCGGCGUGGGACUGUUGAAGUUCCAUGGUCAAAACAUCUCAGCCUCAUACUAUUCGUAUAAAAGGCUGAAUUUUCACAAUUUCAAUGAUAGGUGGUCGGACUUGUCAAAAUCCGGUGUACGGUUUAUCUAUAAAGAAAAUAAUAAUACGUUUUCCCAAGAUGUAGAACCGGAAUAUAUCACUUACAGCAAAGAUGAAAGGAAAGCUUACAUUUGCCUUCAGGAAAACAAUGCAAUAGCAGAGAUAGAUUUAGAGACAGAAAACAUAACAGCAAUUCACGGACUUGGAUUUAAAGACUGGAGGAAUUCUAAACUUGAUGCCAGUGACAAAGACAAUGGAAUUCAUAUUAGACCUUUGCCGGUGAUGGGGAUGUAUCAACCUGACUCCAUUCAUGUGAUAGAUUUUAAAAAUGCUGAAUACCUCAUUAUGGCUAAUGAGGGUGAUAUUAAAGAUUAUUCAGAAUACCCUCUGCAUAAGACUGGUUUCAGUGAAGUUGUGCAAGCCAAGGAAAUUAUGCUAUCAAACAAUUCUGAUGUAUUAAGGUGGGCGAAAGAGAACAACGUAAGGAAUAUCAUGGGCGAUUCAAUUUUAGGAAGGCUGCAAAUAACAAAAGAAAAUGGACGAUUACCCGAUGGUACCUUUGAUAAACUUUACACAUUUGGUGGACGAGGAUUUUCUAUUUGGAGGGCGAAUACAAUGACCAAAGUUUAUGAUAGCGGAAGUGACGUAGAAGAUACUAUAUCACAAUCAAGACCUGACUUGUUUAACGCAGAUGCAAAAAAGAUUCACGAAGUUGUAAAAAAAACGAUGGAUAGUAGAUCGGAUGACAAAGGUCCUGAAAGUGAGAGUAUUGCAAUAGUUCAUGAGGGCAACAGAAUUAUAGUUUUCCUUGGCAAUGAGCGACCAGGUUCUAUCAGUAUAUACUCUUUUAAUGGAGACAUGUUCAGGCCCCAUUUUGAAAGUGUGUUCUGGAACAUACCAAACUCGGAGGUAACAUGGACGGAAGCCUUUGACGAACAGACCAUCAGUUGUAUAGAUCCAGAGGAUAUAAAAUACGUUCCACCACAUCAAAGUCCAAGUGGUCGUCCAUUGUUGUUAGUGGCCGGGUCUGUUAGUGGAACUCUCUCCAUACUAGAAGUCAAAGGCGUCCACAUUCCUAUACAUGACGUUAAUAUUGUAGGUUAA